Molecule: messenger RNA, 876 nt
Organism: Alternaria incomplexa
Lineage: Eukaryota; Fungi; Ascomycota; Dothideomycetes; Pleosporales; Pleosporaceae
Exons: 1
Coding region: 1-876 (291 amino acids)
Source: RefSeq, a predicted model, not a curated record
AUGAAGAGAGCGAACCCCAAAGCGAGGCUCAUUCGAGAGAAGCAAGCGUUGAGGAAGGCAGGGGGAGAUCUACGCCUGGCACGGACUAGCUUCACCGAUCAGAUAGAGGCUCAGGCCAAGGCUCUCUGUCGCACUUUUUGCGAAGCUGUCCAUCAACGACUACCGCAGGAACUACGCGACAUCGUUGCUCGGCAUCUUUUGACCGAAAGCUCUGUCACUUUCCUCUCCAGCAAGGACGACAGUAUCUCUUUUGUCAACGGCCUUUCGAGUCUGCGACACGCUUUCAGGGAGGAAUACACUGGUAUCGGACUACACAUGGACAUCAUACGUGAGCUGAUAAAUCAAGACGCCCGUUUAGAUUUUCGCGCUCGAUACGAGCUACUGGGCAAGGUUUUCGAGCACUACGCGGCCGACGAGCGCGGUGGCCUCGAUCUUACUUCCAAGAUAGGAAGAUUAAGUCUGUUGGUGACAGAGCAUCAUUUGAAAAACCGUGAGGUUGUUAUCACCCGCCUCGAAGAACUGUGCAGACUCAGCAAAGGCGCCAAAAUUUUCUUUAUCGUCGAGACCGGUCACGGUACGAAGGCUCAAACCAUCCGCCGAGUGCGACGCGUUCUGCGUGUUCUCUUCAAGCUGCUCAGACGCCUUCACAAGCUCGGCCUCCACAUACAUGUGGUCGUCAACCCGGCUUAUUCCGCUUCACAGGUCAGAAACGAUAGCGGUGACACCUUCUCGGUCAUGCAUGAAGGUCCCUGGAGGUACGUCUUGACGCCGGAGAAUGCUACAUUCACGGUCGAGGGCUUCGAGAGGCGUCUAAGAUAUCUCUUUGGAACAUACGGAGAGCACUGGGAUUCACGGUUUCCGCCUCGGGAUGGGUGA